AGUAGUAAUAGGUUGAUCAUUUAUUUAUAAAAACUAAGAUAUCAUAUAAAUGCCAGUAUUUACAUUCACACUGUUUCACAAACAGUUAUGUGCCUUUAACGCAUCUUCUUGAUUGUUGUGCAUUGUGCUAGUCGACAAAUAUUCAAAUAAAUAAUGGACAUAAAGUGGAUUAUUUUUCUGAUUCUGGACAUUUGUGCUGGGACCAAUGAGUUCUACUCUUCAACAGGUAAAAAAUAAAGAUAAUUUAACUUUCUUUAGUAUGUUUAAACAGUAUUCUUGGUUAUAAGAAGUGGAAAUAUAUUUGUUGUCACAAAAUACUCAACAAGCAUGAAUAUAAAAACAAAGGUACAUUCAAAAAACAAAUAUGCAUAAUAGUAUAUUUAAUAAAUGUGGAUGUAUUUGUAGUUAUGUAUUUGUAUUAAUGUAUGUAUUUAACAUUUACAAAUCUGCAUAAACAUUUUUACAAUUAUAGUAAUAUGCUUUGUUUUUAUAAGGAUAAAUUGAAACCAAAAUAAAGUGAACCAAAGAACUUUGAUUUUACUAUGAUAGAACAAUUUGGACUAGUAAUAACAUAUAAACUUAAUCAAAAUAGGAUGUUCAGUAAGAGGAUAUAUAUAAUUUUUUUUAAAUAAAAGGUACGUGUAACAAAUCCCAAUGGUUCCGUGCUGGAAAAAAAAGAAGAAACAGGAAAGCGUUUACCAGCCAGAGCUUUCUUAAUUUACUUCCUUUUCACCCCGGCGCUUUCCUAUCCAGUACAUACGCCGGGGCUCACCCUCACACUCGCGGUUCGGGACGCCUUUUCAUCUUGACUUCCGCCGCCGGCCACUCGCGGUUCGGCCCGACUUCCUCCGACGUCCGCCCGUCUUACUCGCGGAUCAGCAUGCUUUCUUUCUUCAGUACCCGUCCGAGUUUCCAUGCAGACCGGCACGCCUUUCCCUGGCAUACGCCCGAGUGCACUUCCGGCCGUCCCGUCUUUCACCGGCGCGCGCCGCGCUUAGUGCCCCUUCCGCUCGCCUCUGCUUGGUGGCGCUCUCCCUGAAGCUGGUGUUUCUCUCCUUUUUAUUGGCGUCGACAGACUGAAACAGAUUAGUCUCAUCAACUGCAAGUGUUUCUUACCGCUUGUUCCGUAGGCUCUGUCGUCCACUCGCUCAUCUCUGGCACACACUCACAAUGCAUUAUGUUGAGUGGUCUCAAAAAUCAUAUGACCCAUCUCAUUGGCAUAAAGAAUGAUCUUUCUCAGUGCCUCAGAUUCUACAUUUCAUCGCUGGAAAAUCAAAUGGAUCUACUGAAAAGGGCUCUUCAAGGUCUUGAAUGCAUCUCUGAUGAUAACUCAAAAGAUCCAGAAAAAUUAAUCAGCAAUCCACUCAUUGCAUACAAAUUUGUAAAACAACUAAUAAAUGUCGGCACUGCAAUUAAGGAAAUCACAAAGACAAAUAUCUCCAAAGAUAUUGACAUGUUAAUGUCAAAAUCACAGCUAAUUCCCAGUGAAAAUAAUUUGGAUGGCAUAGCAGGUGGUAUUGUUAGACUUCAGGAACUGUACAGACUAAAUCCGGAGGACAUGAUUAAGUUGGAAACUCAAUCUGCCCUGAGCCCAGAUGAGUGUUUCCACAUUGCUGUGAUUGCUCAACAGAAUCAGAAGUUUCAGUGUGCCAUUCAGUGGCUUGGGGAGACUAUGAAGAAGCUCCAUGAUGGAGCAAAAGCCAUGGUCACCAAACAGAGAGUUCAGACUCUUCUUACCUCUAUUCAGUCUCAAGUAGUGAACUCUCCCUUUCCACCUGAAGCAACACAGAUAUUACAGCACUAUGAUGAUUUAGAUUUGAAGACUAUACUCCAGUCUGCAUACACCUACAACCUGAGUGAGAAUAUUAAAUACUGGGAUGGAAUGCAGCACUUCAUUACUUCACUUGACAUGUCUGGUUUUUAUAAUCCAUGGAAAAAUGGUUAUGAGGCCUUGUGUAGAGGGGAGGGGAUUAAAAUGAACCCUAAGAGACAGAGGAAAUUGGUUUGUAGGUACACAAAUGGUAAAGGGAGCCCUCGGCUGAUAUAUGGCCCUGCUAAAGAGGAAGAAGAAUGGGAUGAACCUCUCAUCCUCAGAUACCAUGACUUUAUUUCCUUAAAUGAGAUCGAGGUCAUCAAAACACUUUCUAGAUCAAAGCUUGCCAGAGCUAAAGUUUCGGACCCUGUUACUGGGAAGCUCAUUUCCACCAAAGCUCGGGUUUCAAAGAGUGCAUGGUUAUCCAUUGAUGAGAGUCCUGUGGUUGCCAGUAUCAAUCAGAGAAUUGCUGACGUCACUGGUUUGGACAUGGAUACUGCAGAAGAACUUCAGGUUGCAAAUUAUGGAAUUGGAGGACAAUAUGAACCACACUAUGAUUUAGUGGAUGGUGUUCCAUUUACUGAGAGAAGGAUUGCAACUCUCCUGGUCUAUAUGAGUGAUGUUGAUGUUGGUGGUGCCACUGUGUUUCCUAAUACUGGAGCUGCACUAACACCAAAAAUAGGUUCAGCAGUGAUAUGGUUUAACCUACUGAAGAGUGGAGAAGAGGAUACCAGAACUUUGCAUGCUGCAUGCCCAGUUUUUAUAGGCAGUAAGUGGGUUGCCAAUAAGUGGAUCUGCUGUGGGGGACAGGAGUUCAGGAGAAGAUGCGCUCUGUCCAAGGCUGGCUGAGACUGAAUUUCAGAAAAUUGAUGUGUUUGAUUUUUUAAGUAAUAUUUUUCAUACGAAGGGCUUAUAAAAUAAAUCCAGUCUCUUGACUAAAGCAGGCUGAAGAAAUGUUUAAAUCAAAACAUGCUGUUAAAAUAGAUUAAAAAGGCUGAUUUGAGUUUUGUGUAUAUGAUUAAUAAAGAACAGAAUUGUUAAUAUGA
Silurus meridionalis is the source of this 2859-nucleotide messenger RNA. Its product is annotated as prolyl 4-hydroxylase subunit alpha-1-like. The transcript has 16 exons. Gene Ontology annotation, molecular function: procollagen-proline 4-dioxygenase activity; protein binding; L-ascorbic acid binding. Gene Ontology annotation, cellular component: endoplasmic reticulum. The record is from RefSeq and is a predicted model, not a curated record. NCBI's taxonomy places the organism in Eukaryota, Metazoa, Chordata, Actinopteri, Siluriformes, Siluridae. Gene Ontology annotation, biological process: peptidyl-proline hydroxylation to 4-hydroxy-L-proline. Bases 1178 to 2662 code for a protein of 494 amino acids.